This is a messenger RNA of Vombatus ursinus (common wombat), 2342 nucleotides long. Its product is annotated as zinc finger protein 883-like. The transcript has 5 exons. Gene Ontology annotation, biological process: regulation of DNA-templated transcription. Lineage: Eukaryota; Metazoa; Chordata; Mammalia; Diprotodontia; Vombatidae. The coding region runs from base 107 to 1915 and encodes 602 amino acids. The record is from RefSeq and is a predicted model, not a curated record.
UCUCAUCCAUCUCUUGGAAGCUGCCAGCACAGCCCUUGAAAAUUCAGGCCUUGCCUGAGAGGGGAGCGUGGAGCCGGAGGGAGUGGCCUCUGGGAUCGGGAGAGUUAUGGCCCAGGCAUCUGUGUCGUUCAAAGAUGUGGCUGUGGAUUUCAGCCAGGAGGAGUGGUGCUUCCUGGACGCCUCUCAGAAGAAACUGUACAAGGAGGUGAUGCUGGAGAACUAUAGGAACCUGGUCUCCCUGGGGCUUCCAGUUGGCAAAGCGGAUGUGAUCUUCCAGUUGGAGCAGGGCCAAGUUCCAGGGACGCUGGAGGGAGAAGACCCAGCAGCUUCCCGUCCAGAUUGGGAGCUGAGGCCUCACAUCAGAGGAUCUACUCCAGAGCAGUCCAUUUCUCCAGAAGAGUCAUCCAGGAAGAAUGUCAUCCCCAACAGGCCUUGGAAUUUUGAGUUGGGAGAAGCGUGGGCUUGUGUUAUCAGGUCAGGCAAGACCCAAGACAGCCAGGAGAGUCCUUCCAGGAAAUUAGCAGUUACCCCCAGAAAGACCCUGAACAGAGGAAGAGGCCAGCGAUGGAGUCAGUGUGGAAGGAGCUCCAAUAGGGAGUCGGGCUUUUCUCUCCAAGGGAGCAUUUCUAUAGGUGACAGUCGUGAUGGACAUGAUACACAUGGCCAGAUCUUCCCACCGUAUUCAAACCUAACUCAGUAUGUUAAAGGGACAUCCAGGAAAGAACAUGCCAGGUAUGAUGAACGUGGGGAACACUUUAAUUAUCAGCUCGAUCAUACUCAGUAUUAUGGCAAACAUACAGGAAUGAAAUCGUAUGAAUGUAAUCAAUGUGAGAUAGCCUUCAGCUGGGGCACAGCCCUUACUGAACACCCCCAACUUCAUACUGGAGACAACCCUUAUGAAGAUAGCCAAUGUGGGAAGACCUUCAGCCAGAAUGCAAAGCUGAUUUAUCAGCAGAAAAUUUAUAAUGAAGAUAAAUAUUAUGCAGGUGAUGAAUAUGGGAAAACCUCCAUAGAUCACUUAUCACUUACUACCCAUCAGAAAAUCCAUAUCAGAGAGAAACCUUAUGAAUGUAAUGAAUGUGGGAAGGCCUUUAGCCAGAGCUCAGAACUUAUUAGACACCAGAAAAUUCAUACUGGAGAGAAACCUUAUGAAUGUAGUGAGUGUGGGAAAGCCUUCGUCUGGAACUCAGAACUUAUUAGACAUCAAAUAAUUCACACUGGAGAGAAGCCUUAUAUAUGUAAUGAAUGUGGGAAGGCUUUCACCCAGAGUUCAUCUCUUACUUUACAUCAGAGGAUUCAUACUGGUGAGAAGCCUUAUAAAUGUGACGAAUGUGGGAAGGCUUUCACCCGUAGUUCAUCUCUUACUGUACAUCACAGUACUCAUACUAGAGAGAAACCUUAUGAAUGUAGUCAGUGUGGGAAGACUUUUAGCUGGAACUCAGAACUUCUUAGACACCAAAUAAUUCAUACUGGAGAGAAGCCUUAUAAAUGUGACGAAUGUGGGAAAGCCUUCACCCAGAACUCAUCCCUUGUUUUACAUAAACGAAUUCAUAGCAGAGAGAAACCUCAUGAAUGUAAUGAAUGUGGUAAAGCCUUCAUCCAGCACACAGCCCUUAUUUGUCAUCAGAGAAUCCACACUGGAGAGAAGCCUUAUAAAUGUAAUGAAUGUUGGAAGGCUUUCAGUCAGAGUGGACACCUUACUGUACAUAAGAGAAUUCAUAGUAGAGAAAAGUCCCGUGAGUGGAAUGGAUGUGGUAAAGCCUUUGUCCAACACUCCCCUCUUAUUUACCAUCAGAGAAUUCACACUGGUGAGAAAGUUUUUGAAUGCAGUGAAUUUGGAAAAGUCUUCAGUCGGGACACAGAAAUUAUUAACCAUCAGAAAAUCCAUCCUGGAGAGACAUUUUUAUACAUGUAAUGAAUAUGAGAAGGCCUUCAUCUGGAGCUCAUUUCUUACAGUUCUGAUAAUUCAAACCAGAUAAGAACAUUAUAAAUGUAAUUAGCACGGGCAGCCUUUUAGAUGGAACUGAGACCUUAUCAGAUAUCUAUCUAUUCAGAAUGGAAUGAAGCCUUGUAAAUGUAAUAAAUGUGGGAAGGCCUUCCAGAGAUCAUCCCAUGCUGUACAUCAGAGAAUUCAUACUAGAGAGAAACCUUAAGGAUAGAAUUAAUGUGGGCUCAGGAUUUGUUAAGACAUAAGAAAAUUUAUUCUGGAGAAGAAGCCUUAUAAAUAAUAUUUGCUAACAUUUAUAUAGCGCUUUAAGGAUGGCAAAGUGCUAUACGAAUAUAUCAUUUGAUCAUCACAACAAACCUGGGAUGUCGGUGCUUUUAUCAUCCCCAUUUUUCAG